ACCGGUAUGUUAAAAGCAAGAAGACCUACAACCAUAAUCACUGCACAGUUCGCGAAUCGCGCCUGUAAUCCUGCACUUGAUACUCUAGACGCUCAUUUCCGCCAAGGACGCGCAAGUAAACAACAUGAGUUGGGGAUACACUGAGUUCAACGGACCCCACACCUGGCAUGAAAUCUUUCCUGAUGCCCUCGGGCCCCGCCAGUCACCCAUCGAUGUAGUGACCUCCGCUGUGACCUCUGACACCUCACUGCGGUCCCGACCCCUUGCUUGGCGCUAUGUCCCAGACAACUGCAAGGCUAUUGCCAACCCUGGCUACUGCUGGCGUCUCGAUGUCAAUGGUGAAGGAUCUGAACUGGUAGGGGGCCCAUUGCAAGCUACCUACAAGCUAGAACAGUUUCACGCUCACUGGGGACCGACCAGUGACAAGGGCUCGGAACACACGGUGGAUGGCAAAUGUUACGCAGGGGAGCUGCACCUCGUACACUGGAACUGUGACAAAUACAAAACAUUCGGCGAGGCAGCGGGACACCCUGACGGCCUAGCUGUGUUGGGAGUAUUCCUAGACGCCGGACCCACUGACCACCCGGAGUUGGAGAAGAUUGUAUCACUAAUACCCAGCAUCACACACAAAGGUCAAACUGUCACGGUCUCCACCCCCAUCGAUCCCACCAAGCUCCUUCCAGAAAACACGCACUAUUGGACAUAUCUGGGCUCAUUGACCACUCCACCCUGCACUGAGAGUGUCACCUGGAUACUGUUCAAGGAGCCCAUCCAAAUAUCCGAGCGCCAGCUUAAAGUUUUCAGAAGCAUCAAGCGAAUAUCGCCGGAAGAACGUUGCAACGCCGACGAGGAGAAUAUUGUCAUCAACUUCCGACCCCCUCUUCCUCUCGGUAACCGGGAGCUACGGGAGUGCGGCCAGAUCUAGGCUAGGUUGGUCCGACAACUGCUGUAGUCUCCGCUAGUUUUACAGCGCACGUUAUGAUCUGAUUAGAAUUAGAGAACCACUUGGCAUUUACCCACGGGUCCACAGAUUUGACUUUGGACGUUAAUUUUCAAACUAUUUAUUUUUGAAACUCAUUUCUAUUUUAAUUCUGAAAUUCAGAAGAACUGAUGUUGUUUUGUUAUUUUGUUGUAGUGUAAGCUUGUUGAAUUAUGUAUACCGGGCAUUUGUUAUUGUUAAGUUGUUGAUUUGUUUAAUUUACCAUGAGAUUUGAGAGAACAAAUCAAUAUAUUCACAAUGUGAUAUUAAUAAAUAUUUGUUGUUUUGUAUAUCAAUUUAUGUUUGAAAUUGAAAUAACAUAAUAUUAUCAGUCGCAACUAACUUAAUUCUAUUUAUCAUCCCACAAAUUAAUCACAUAAGAGCUAUAUUAUUUUAACACUAAGGAAAAAUUAAGACUUUGUUAUUGUAUCAGUCGAUUCUUUGACUAAGUUCAGCAACGUGAUAUGCUGAUUAAAUUAUUUUUGUGUCAGACCAGUUAUUUAUUUAAUUUGUUACUUUAAAAUAAAAGGCUGCACAUUUUAUUGUUGAAUUAGUAAAAUAAUACAAAAUAACACUGUGUGUAAAAGUGUGAAAAGCAAUAAAGUUGUGAUCAAGGUUUCUUCACUGGGUGCAAUGUAGAUAGAGGUUGGUUGGUGUUUAUGAAACACAAACUAUAGAAGUGGAGCUAGUCUGUAUGUUGUUUAGCACCAACAAAUAGGUUUAAUGGUUCAAAGCUUUACUUAGGACAGGUUGUUAUUUACCUUGUGUUGCAAUAUUUUUAUAGCAGGAGGUUUGUAGCAAAACACUCUUUUAAGGUGAAAGUGAUUUUCACAUGUAAAUAAACCUGUUUUACCCUAGAAAAGUUGGCACAGCUGGUACCAUGUUUAUACAUAUCCCAUAAUGGAAUAGAGAAGUAUAAACUAAAUAUUACUUAAUACUUUUGAUUUUAAAAUCAAUUUCAUAAUAUCCAUAUUUUUCUACAUAAUAAAAAAAUAGUUGUUCAAUAAAAAAAAAAACUUUAAUAUGAAUAUAUUAUUUAUAUCAUUCCAAUUUAAUAGAAAACAUGAAAAUAUUUUAUAAUAAUGAUUGAAAGAUAAUGUUGUCUUUAGAUUUUGAAACACGAUUUCUAGGGUUGAACAUAGAGUAAUUGUCUCAAAUUACAUCUUGUUGACACAACAUGAGCUUAGUUUUAGUUUCAUGGACUAGUACAAAAUGUAUACUACUUUAUUGUUUCCUAGCAAUGUUAAUGAGUGCAGUUGUAAAGAAAAUAAAAAUGACCAAUUAUUGGUGCUGUUAGUUUAGUUACCUGAUAUUAGUGUCUUAACAAUGCUUCAACAAUAAAAAUAUUGAGUCAAAUAAAA
Molecule: messenger RNA, 2340 nt
Organism: Homalodisca vitripennis (glassy-winged sharpshooter)
Lineage: Eukaryota; Metazoa; Arthropoda; Insecta; Hemiptera; Cicadellidae
Gene: CAH1
Product: carbonic anhydrase 13
Exons: 7
Coding region: 125-925 (266 amino acids)
Cellular component (GO): cytoplasm
Molecular function (GO): zinc ion binding; carbonate dehydratase activity
Source: RefSeq, a predicted model, not a curated record